This is a messenger RNA of Myotis brandtii (Brandt's bat), 3552 nucleotides long. It is a transcript of the gene TMF1, whose product is annotated as TATA element modulatory factor 1. Gene Ontology annotation, cellular component: endoplasmic reticulum; Golgi apparatus. Lineage: Eukaryota; Metazoa; Chordata; Mammalia; Chiroptera; Vespertilionidae. Bases 420 to 3050 code for a protein of 876 amino acids. The record is from RefSeq and is a predicted model, not a curated record. The transcript is spliced from 15 exons.
GAAUAAGUCCCCCUGUCAGUGGAGGAUGGGAUACUUCAACCUGGGGAAUAAAAUCAAACGCAGAGCCUCAGAGUCAACCAGCAGCCUCUCCUAAAGCAAUUACAAAGCCAGUUCGGAGAACGGUGGUAGAUGAAUCUGAAAAUUUCUUCAGUGCCUUUCUCUCGCCAGCGGAUGUGCAGACCAUUCAGAAGAGUCCAGUGGUAUCCAAACCGCCGGCUAAAUCACAGAGACCAGAAGAAGAAGUGAAAAGCACCUUACAGGAGACCGUGCACACUGGAGGGUCAAGAACACCUGAAACAACUGAGUCAAAAGGGACUGACUCUUUUCCCUGUGUGUCCCCAGGGGAAAACCGGGCAGUAGCCACUCUGUCACCUAAAACUGAAGGCGAGCAUGGAGAAACCGUUAAUAAAGAUUCUGAUAUGAAGGUGUCAACCCUAAGUUCGAAAGUAUCUGAGAGUGUAAUUAAUGUGAAAACAACGAGGGAAAGUGUGUCUAACAUGUCUACGCAGUCUCCCACAGCAGAAACAAAGGACAUAGCUUCAGAAGCAAAGGAACAGAAACACGAAGACAGACAGAGCAAUACACCUUCUCCUCCCGUUAGUACCUUCUCCUCAGGUACUUCUACUACCAGUGAUAUUGAAGUUUUAGAUCAUGAAAGUGUAAUAAGUGAGAGCUCAGCAAGUUCGAGACAAGAGACUACAGAUUCAAAAUCAAGUCUUCACUUGAUGCAGACAUCUUUUCAGCUUCUCUCAGCAUCUGCUUGUCCCGAGUAUAAUCGUUUAGACGACUUCCCCAAACUCACUGAGAGUUGCUGCUCAUCUGAUGCUUUUGAAAGAAUAGACUCGUUUAGUGUACAGUCAUUAGAUAGCCGAAGUGUAAGUGAAAUCAAUUCAGACGACGAAUUGUCAGGCAAGGGUUAUGCUUUAGUGCCUAUUAUAGUUAAUCCUUCAACCCCAAAGACUAAAGUAGUUGAACCUGUUGAAGGAAAAUCGGAGGAAGAAGUAAAUGAAACAGUUAUACCCACGGAGGAAACAGAAAUGGAAGAAAGUGGACGGAGUGCAACUCCUGUGAACUGUGAACAGCCUGAUAUCUUGGUUUCUUCUCCGCCAAUAAAUGAAGGACACACUGUCUUAGACAAGGUGGCUGAGCAGUGCGAAGCUGCAGGAAGUCAGCCAGAAGCACUUUCUGAGGAGGAGGACAUUUGCAAGAAAGUUGCAUUUCUGAACGAGAAACUGGACAAAAGGGAGGCUCAGUUAUUAUCUCUUAGUAAAGAAAAAGCACUUCUAGAAGAAGCUUACGAUAAUCUGAAAGAUGAAAUGUUCAGAGUGAAAGAAGAAAGCAGCAGCAUUUCUUCCUUGAAAGAUGAGUUUGCUCAAAGAAUUGCAGAAGCAGAAAAGAAAGUUCAGCUAGCCUGCAAAGAGAGAGAUGCUGCUAAAAAGGAAAUCAAAACUAUGAAAGAGGAACUUGCAACUAGAUUAAAUUGUAGUGAAACUUCAGACCUUUUGAAAGAGAAAGAUGAGCAGAUCCGAGGAUUAUUGGAAGAAGGAGAAAAACUUUCAAAACAGCAGUUGCAGAGUUCUAACAUCAUUAAGAAAUUAAGAGCUAAAGACAAAGAAAAUGAAAAUAUUAUUGCAAAGCUGAAGAAAAAAGUUAAAGAGCUAGAAGAAGAGUUGCAACAUUUGAAACAGGUCCUUGAUGGUAAAGAAGAAGUUGAGAAACAACAUAGAGAAAAUAUUAAAAAACUAAAUUCUGUGGUCGAACGUCAAGAGAAAGAUCUUGGCCAACUUCAAGUGGAUAUGAAUGAACUUGAAGAAAAGAACCGAAGUAUUCAGGCUGCUCUUGACAGUGCAUACAAAGAACUUACUGAUCUCCACAAAGCCAAUGCUGCAAAGGCUAGUGAGGCACAGGAAGCUGCUCUGAGUCACGAAAUGAAAGCUAAGGAAGAACUUUCUGCAGCUCUAGAGAAGGUCCAAGAAGAAGCCCGUCAGCAGCAAGAAGCAUUAGCCAUUCAGAGACUCCAGGAAGCAGAAAAUCGAAACCAGGAACUGAGUCAAAGUGUUUCGUCAACAACAAGACCAUUGCUUCGACAGAUAGAAAAUUUGCAGGCAACACUAGGGUCCCAGACAUCGUCGUGGGAGAAGUUAGAGAAGAAUCUCUCUGACAGGCUGGGUGAAUCUCAGACCUUGUUGGCAGCAGCCGUUGAAAGAGAACGUGCGGCUACGGAAGAACUCCUUGCCAACAAAAUUCAGCUGUCUUCCAUGGAGUCACAGAAUUCUCUCUUAAGACAGGAAAACAGUAGAUUUCAGGCCCAGCUAGAAUCAGAGAAAAAUAGGCUAAUAAAACUGGAAGAUGAAAAAAAUAGGUACCAGGUUGAAUUAGAAAACCUAAAAGAUGAUUAUGUGAGAACACUUGAAGAGACAAGGAAAGAAAAGACACUGUUGAACAGUCAGUUAGAAAUGGAGAAAAUGAAAGUUGAACAAGAAAGGAAGAAAGCCAUUUUUACUCAAGAAGCAAUAAAAGAAAAGGAACGGAAACCAUUUUCUGUUUCUAGUACGCCCACAAUGUCACGAUCAAGUUCAAUAAGUGGAGUUGAGAUGGCAGGGCUGCAAACAUCUUUCCUGUCUCAGGAUGAGCCUCAUGAUCUCUCACUUGGACCAAUGUCUGUAUCAGCAAGUGGAAGCAAUCUUUAUGAGGCUGUAAGGAUGGGGGCAGGAUCCAGCAUUAUCGAAAAUCUACAGUCCCAGCUACAACUAAGGGAAGGAGAAAUUACUCAUUUACAGGUAGAAAUUGGCAGUUUAGAAAAAACACGCUCCAUAAUGGCUGAAGAGCUAGUUAAAUUAACAAAUCAAAAUGAUGAACUUGAAGAGAAAGUGAAGGAGAUACCCAAACUUCGAACUCAGCUAAGAGAUUUGGAUCAGAGAUACAACACUAUUUUGCAGAUGUAUGGAGAAAAAGCGGAAGAGGCGGAAGAACUUCGAUUAGAUCUUGAAGAUGUAAAAAAUAUGUAUAAGACUCAAAUAGACGAACUUUUAAGACAGAGGCUCAGUUAACUUCUGAAAAUUACAUUCCCAUCAAACUGAAUGUAAUCAUUUAAUAACUAAAUGCAGACUUUCAAUAAAUUCUCUUGUAGAAUUAGAAAGUGGAAUUUAUUAUAGAGAUAAAACAUUGGAAAAAGUUUUAUAGUAUAUAGUAAUAUUUGCAGUUAAAUUAUUUUGUGCAAUAUUUGAACUUUAUUUUUGAAACUAUCUUUAAAGAUUUAUUUUUUAAAGCAUCUUUUUUUUUUCCAUGAAUAGCACCGAGAUUUAUUACUUUAUCCUUAUGUCAGUAUGGUUGGGGAAGAAUAAUGGUGUUCAUACAUUGUAUUAUAGAUAAAAACUAAUUAUAUCUAUAAUUUAUAUGUUUGUAUAUAUUGAGAACAUUCAAUGAGUGAUAUUGAUAUAUUGAAACUUUGAAAUCUUUCACACUUAAAUCUUCAACAUUUCUAUUUACUGCUCAUGAAAAUGGACAUUAAGUGUCCAAUUUUUAAAAAAUAUUAAACUUCCUGUUACUAAA